AUGGCAACUAGUCUGGCCGAUCCUCGUGGCAACUGCUUCCGAGACGAUAGUACCCCCAAUUUGGAGGCCUCCUCAGAGGGGUCCAUUUUCGUUCCAGGAGCUCACUUCCAUUUGAAGGAAUCAUUUGGUCCCUCUACACGCAAGGUGGAUGAGUACUGGCGGUCAUCUUUACCCCUGGCACAUCGUCCGGCUCCCGACGAGGAACAACUCCGCUCUGGAGGCCCCAGGCUUUAUGAUCUGGACUCUACUAUUCAUGACUCGGUUGACCCCAGCUCAUUUGUCCAUGCAUUAUUGAGGACCUCGUCGAUGCCGCUCGGCCCUAAUCUUGGUUCAUACAGUGUUGAUGGUGUAUACGACCAGAAGUUCCCCUUGGUUGGCAUGGACAGAGUCGUUAAAGAAAAUACUGUCACUGGGACGAAGACCACCGGUUACUGGCCUCUCUUUGGAGCCCUGACGGCUGGGGUACACAUUAAUAAAGGCACGCAGUCGUAUUGGCGAGAGGUCUACGGCUUCAACGGUGCCUCACGGACAGUGAACUGUGACUCGGGGGAUGUGGUCAUUGGUGUUCGGUGGCGCUCCCACGCUAGGGAGGCAGCGAGGCGGGCGGCGGCAGCUACUGGACAGAAUGAGAAUGAUCAAGACAUGGAAGCCAAUAGGAAACUCCUCGAUAUUCCUGAUAUACAGUGUACGAAGUUGAUCACAGCCGAAGUGAAGGCGUAUGGGAUCGAUACCGUGUACCAAGUGAAGAACGUUACUUAUGAUACUGAUGAGCAGACUAGGGCUGAAAACACCAUAGCUAGUGUGAAGGAUGUCCAACAGUGCAUGCUGAGCUCAAUGGAGGGCUUCAUGAUCAAAACUGGCGAUGACUCUUCGAGGAGACAGGAGCUAAACACUUGUUCAGGACGACUCAAGGAGAGUGCCAUGCCCUCCAGCUUUAUAAGGUGGAUGCUUAGCGCUCGCCCGAUUAAAGCUGACGGGGGAACGGCUAGUCCUCAGAACCUCAUGGAAAUCGAUAUGGGAUAUAGGGCCGAUCCUGAUAUCGUGGCACAGAUCCUGGCUGGGAACUAUUCUUUCGACAAUGACAUGUUCGGUCCAACUAACAUAGAGUCCCCGGCAGCAGCCAGAGAGGAGGCGAUGAACAAGGCCCUGGGGGGAUUGAAGGAUGCCUGGAAUAUGGACAAGGUCCCAUCCAUUGAAUCGGUGAAGAGCAACUUACCAGAGAAACCAUGGGAAUCGUCUAAACUCAUUGUUGGCAGCGAUAAGUUCCUGGAGGGCACCAUGUUGGGGGGCCGUAGGGCGAUGGCGGUCACUGGGUUCACCAUGUCGACGGACGGAAUGCCGGAGUUUGUCUGUGGAAAAAUUGUUGCUUGUGAGAAGGGCACGUGCAAGGCCAAUGGUUGUGAGUGCAUGCCGGGCUAUGAGGGGCCCAAUUGUGACACUCGCACUGACCCGUGUCGCACUAAACCGUGCGGGCAGUUUGGUGAAUGCGUGGAGAACUUUGACAAACCAACUGGUUACGAAUGCCAAUGCCAGGCUACAUGGUUCGGCAUUCACUGCGAGACCACCACCAACAUGUGCCUCGAGAAGAUCCUACUUGAAAAUGAAACUGAUUGGAGAGUUCGUGACUGUGGGAAAGGCAACUGCGUAUCUGGCAAUGGACAAUACGAAUGUCGAUGUGAGGAGGGUUGGGAGCGGAGCACGCCUGGACUCGGUGGGAAGUGUGACCAGGAGGUACAAGACUGCGUAGGCCAAUGGGUCGGUAGUACAUGCAAUGAUGAAUGCAUGCAGGAGAUGACCUUCAAGAUCUUCCAGCCGGUACGUGGGUCUGGAACGCCGUGUGAGCAUCCUGCUGGCAAGAGUCGCACUGAAAUGUGCAGCUGGGGUGACUGCAAGAAGUGUAUGGGCAGAGACUGUAACGGUCGAGGAACCUGUGACGUGGCCACAGGGGUCUGCAAGUGCGAGGGGGCCUUUUCUGGUGAGAACUGUGAGCUCGAGAAGACUGAUUGCUCAGAGAGCCGCUGUAACGGUCAUGGAAACUGCGUGGAUGACGGGUGUCGAUGUGUCAAUGGGUGGACCAACGAGGGCCCUGACAAUGGCCCCCUUAAUGGGGUCUACUGCACUAGGGAUCCCUGUGAAGGUUGUCCAGUCGGGCAGUGUGAUGCAAGGACAGGGUUCUGUUCGUGUCGGUCUGGGACUUGGUCGGACGUGAGUAGAGCCACAGGGGAGCCGGCGUGUGAGCUUUCCUCAGGCAGCAUUGACUGCAUUGGCGAUUGGGGUCCAUGGAGUGAAUGCCAAUCUGACUGUCAGAGGCGACGGUACUUUAGUAUCUCGACACUGCCUCGUAACGGAGGUAAGCGGUGCCCAGCCAAGGGUGGCGAUGAGAUGCAGGAGGCUUGCCAGAUGGGAAGCUGUUGCCUAUUGAAGGAAGCUGACUGCCUCAACGGUGGAACUCUGAUGGCGUCGACUUGUGAUUGUUUGUGUGCGCCAGGGUUCCAGGGGUCACGCUGUGAAACUAAGGUUACCGACGCGGACCGAGUGCUUGAGCGAGAAGCAAUAAUUGACUUUAGCGGUGACCCGGUCAUACCAGAACAGGCUGAAGAGGAGCCCGAUGCUGCCAUGAACAGUGUUCAGAACAUGGUCGUUGAGAAGAAGUCGCCGGUGCUGCUUAUCCUCUGUGCCAUUCUGGUCUUCUUCAUUUUCGCGGGUGCGGCGUAUUACUACCAAUCGGAACAGCAGAAAAAACAAAGGUCCAACGAUGUGGACCCUGAUGCAUUCAUGGCAGAGUGA
Perkinsus marinus ATCC 50983 is the source of this 2787-nucleotide messenger RNA. Its product is annotated as neurogenic locus notch, putative. The coding region runs from base 1 to 2787 and encodes 928 amino acids. Gene Ontology annotation, cellular component: neuron projection. The record is from RefSeq and is a predicted model, not a curated record. Gene Ontology annotation, biological process: heterophilic cell-cell adhesion; neuron development. The transcript has 23 exons. Gene Ontology annotation, molecular function: protein homodimerization activity; protein heterodimerization activity; cell adhesion molecule binding. NCBI's taxonomy places the organism in Eukaryota, Perkinsozoa, Perkinsida, Perkinsidae.